Messenger RNA from Galendromus occidentalis (western predatory mite), 1381 nucleotides. It is a transcript of the gene RabX6, whose product is annotated as RAS oncogene family member RabX6. The transcript has 6 exons. Gene Ontology annotation, molecular function: GTPase activity; GTP binding. The record is from RefSeq and is a predicted model, not a curated record. Lineage: Eukaryota; Metazoa; Arthropoda; Arachnida; Mesostigmata; Phytoseiidae. The coding region runs from base 296 to 916 and encodes 206 amino acids.
UACCCUGAUAUUAUUGUUGGUGUUGCGAUGGAGGACUCUCACUAGGAGUUCCCAUCUGUGAGUUUCCAAGUAUGCAACUUUGGGUCGGAAACUAUUCGUGCAGACAAAGCUUUCGAGAGCAAACGGGAUGAUUCUGCCGUCGUCAAUGGCUCCCAGAGAAUCCCACUGAAGCUCGAGUAAAAAGAUCGUCGCCCUCGUCGGAGUCGAAUAGCUUUAGCUGUAUAUAGUAAAUUACCUGACGGUGAUUGCGUCUUGCGACGAGACCCGGAUCGACCGUUCGGAGUUAGAGAACAAAAUGGCCAGCACGCGGAUUCCCGAGCAGAAAGUGAUUCUUUGCGGAGAAUACGGCGUGGGGAAGAGCUCGCUGUUCAGGAGGUUCGCUCAGAACACCUUUGUGGCCUCUUCGGAUAGAGCCUCAACUCUUGGACUAGAUCACUACGAUAAAGUCUACAAAGUCAUAGGUAGAGAAAUAAAGCUGCAACUUUGGGACACCGGUGGAAUGGAGCGAGUUGCAUCCAUAACAUCUUCGUACUACAAGUUCGCUGAAGCCGCGAUCCUGGUGUUCUCCUUUGAUUCACCGGAUUCUUUCAACAUUCUGUCCCAGCAUCUGCUCGAUAUAGUGAGCUAUGCCGAAAACGCGAAAAUUUUCCUGUGUGGUAACAAGAUCGACACCAGCACCCAGCUCGUGUCGGAAGCAGAUAUCGAAGCCUUCUGUGAGCAGUGCCACAACAUGGUGUCCGGUGUUUAUCGCACUUCGUGCAAGACCGGUGAAGGGGUAGAGGAGAUGUUCGAAGAUAUCGCCAAACAUCUUGUCCAUACAGUACGGGUUCGUGAUCUCGAUGAGGCUCUCUACAGGGACGCUUUCAAGGUGACUCGUGAGGCAAAUGCGGCGGACGAUGACGUGUGUUUGUGCUGAGAAACGCGGAUAAGCAUCGAUACUUGACGAGAAACCGCGCUCGGAAACAGCUCAAGGAAGUCGGCAGAUCUCCGAACUGCGCUGGUGCAGGACGCCCGAAUCUCCCAAUCACCUUUCUCUCCAUCCCAGAUAGGCUCGGAAACAGGUCGAAUCGCCAAGAAAGCAUGGUGACUGUGAUCCCUCGGUCGGGAUAUUCUCGAAGGAUUCGAGAAUGGAUCGUCCUCCCUCAAUCUGUGCCACUGAGUAGGGCGCCGAGCUCCGAGAUGCUUUUCGAGCUGAAUUCAUAAGCAUAAUCCAUAGUCUGGAAGAUCAAAGCGUGGAACGAAACCUCGGGGAGUUGACUCUGGGAACACGAGAUUCACGAGGCUUGUAAAAAAGUAGAUCCGAAAUAUCUUGAACGACUCCAGUUCACGCUGCAUUAACCGUGUAACAUACGAAGAAUGAUCAAAUAAAAAAACAUUUACU